AGAUAGUUUAAUACAUGUCACAAUCUUAAAUAUAUAAUUGCCAUGUGUCACAAUCGUGUUAAUUAGCAACUUUGAAGAACCAAGUUUUAUAUAAUAAGAUGUUAACACCAUGUAUAACUUAUAUGAAUUCUUAGAUAUAACAAUAAAUGAAUAAGUAUCUAUCUAUUAUUAUAAAAGAGAGUUUCUUCUCUCCAGAGCGCGCCACAUCAUUAAGUAGGUGAUUCUGAGCGCGCCACGUGUCCACUUAACCAGAACGCAGCGCUCCAUUUACGGUAAGUAAUAAAAGUUUGUAGGCUUUAUGGUUAUGUUAAGAAUUAAAGCCCAAAAGGUCUUUUGUCUUCAUCGUCUACAUACUGCAGUCUAGGGUGUCUGUCCUUUCUCGAUGUCUGAUACCUAAGAAGCUUCUUCUGCGUUCUUUCACACCAUCAAUGUUGUUUCAAGAUGGAUGACUGAAAUCAUGAUGAAGAAUCUCUUUUUUCCUUUCUCCAUUCGCGUCGUUUAGCUUUCUACUCAACCGAAACCGUUACAGAUUCAGCGUCAUUACGGCCUUCAAAGUGAUUUGUUGUCAUUAAGAGUAUAGUGGCAAACUUCUCUCUCCUUCUUUCUGGCUUCAAAGACGAUGACUGCAGCACCACCGCCGAACUGCGGCUCCUGGAGUUUUGGAAGGCAGAAAUGUGACAAAUCCUCUGUUCCGACGAUCCACUUCACCAAUCCUCCCUUCUCUUUCCGACCACACAAGAAGAAAUUCCUCGAAAGUUCCUCGAUCCAAGCGAGAUUAGCUUAUAUCCUUGCCUACACCUGAAAACGAGUUCCACUAUUUUAGAAUCUCUAAUCGGUGUUGUAGAUAUCUUCAAGUAUAUGAUUCUCAUGUUCAAAGUGUUCUUAAGAUUAUGUUCAUAGUCUUCUUUUGUUAUUAGACUCAUGUUCAUAGUGUUCUUAAACUAAACAUUAUGAAAAUGUUAUUCAGAUCUUGAUUAAUCAUCGUCUGAAAGAUUUAUUUAGAAAUCGUUUGUGAUUUUGUGAUAGUAUGUUUAUAGUGAACUUCCAUGAUCUCUCUAUUUUUAUUUAUCUGUUGAUCUUUUUAAUGAUGGUGAAUUACAGGAGACAGGGCCAGAGCCAUAACGACUCCAUCAGAUAUGACUGUGUCGGGCAGAUCUUCGGAGAAUCUCACAGUUUCGGCGAUUCUUGCUUGGUUCAACAAUGGCGGCAGUGAAGAUGGUGGUAUUAACAAGUGUGUGAUCGAAAGGUUCGACAAGGAAGCUGCUGAGAUGUACAAGAGGUCCUUCAAGUACGUCUGGGUGUUGGGUAUCACUAUUGAUAUUGCUCUCCCGAAGUUUGAGCCCACUAAGUAGUAUUGUACUGUCAUUGAUGCUUAUGGACAUCUUGAUUUCAUCAAGAACAUGAUUAGAGCUGAAGUCGAUUGGAGACAGAAUAGAGAGCUUCUUUUGGAGAAAAGGGUGAAAGGCGUGGACGUGAAGGAAGCUCUGCGGUUACAGAAAGAGAACAACUUUUUGAUUCUUGAUGUUAGACCAGAGGCAAAGUACAAGGAGGCUGAAGGGUCAUCCUCCGGGAGCUAUCAAUGUGGAGAUGUACAGACUGAUACGGGAAUGGACGCCAUGGGACAUAGCUCGCCGUCUUGGAUCUGCUUUCUUCCGUAUCUUCUCUGGCACUGAAGAGAAUCCAGAGUUUAUUCAAAGUAUACGCUCUUUAAUGAGAUCAAAAGCUUUGUAUUCAUUUACCAUUAAUAUACUCUGUUGAUAAGCUGCUAAAACAGAUGUACGUCUUUUUGUUGUUUGAUGUGGUAAUCUCUCCCAUUUCUUUUACAUACUAAGUAAUGGGACCUAAUGGUAAUUGCAUUUAUCUAUAUUCCUUUCCUU
Molecule: messenger RNA, 1877 nt
Organism: Brassica napus (rape)
Lineage: Eukaryota; Viridiplantae; Streptophyta; Magnoliopsida; Brassicales; Brassicaceae
Product: rhodanese-like domain-containing protein 14, chloroplastic
Exons: 5
Coding region: 1401-1673 (90 amino acids)
Cellular component (GO): chloroplast
Source: RefSeq, a predicted model, not a curated record